AUGCUUCGUUUCUGGAUCUCACAAAAACCCAUAUUCAGACCUAGCUAUUGUCUUCGCGGAAUUUUCAUCAAGAACCAUUGCCGUACACCAAUUACGAAGAUGACUGAAACUACUACAAAAGCAACAUCAACAGUGCAGCAGCAGACUGCUGACAACAAAAGACUGUCCUCCGCUGUUGCGGAUCCUGCCAAGCAAAAGAAGACCAAAAAACCCAAGCUGAGAAAAUACAAAGCCAAGAAGGUCGACCCAACUUCCCCCAUGGGUGUCUUAGAAUUUGAAGUAGACGAUUUGCUAAAAUCCCAAAAUUUAUCUAGAGAUCAAGUCUUGAACGAUGUCACGGCGAUUCUGAACGAUACAUCUAAAAUCGACGGCCCCAUUACUGUGCAAUACCAUCGCAUGGUAAAAAACGUCAAAGUCUUGGAGAUUACCUCUAACGGCAAUGGUCUAGCUUUGAUCGCUAAUCCCGUUGAACCAGAAAAGAAACAAGUGGUCAUCAUACCCUUUGGGUUGCCAGGCGACCUGGUAAAUAUCAAAGUUUUUAAGACACACCCUUACUAUGUCGAGAGUGAUUUGUUAGACGUGGUAGAAACAUCUCCUAUGAGGAGAGAUGAUUUAAUCAAGGAUAAAUACUUUGGUAAGUCUUCAGGAAGUCAGUUGGAAUUCUUGACCUAUGAUGACCAGUUGAAAUUAAAGAGGAACACGAUCAUGAACGCCUACAAAUUUUUCGCACCGAAGCUAAACUCUGAAAAGCUUUUACCUCACUUUGGUACUACCAUAGCGUCUCCUUUACAAUUUGGUUAUAGAACCAAGAUUACACCUCAUUUCGAUAUGCCAAGAAGGAAGGCGAAAGAACUAACAGAAAGACCUCCUCUAGGGUUUGGUCAAAAGGGCAGACCUCAAUGGAGAAAAGAGACUUUGGACGUUGGUGGACAUGGUUCAAUAUUAGAUAUAGAUGAGUGCGUUCUCGCCACAGAGGUUUUAAACAAAGGAUUAACUAACGAGAGAAGAAAGUUUGAAAAAGAAUUUAAUAGUUAUAAGAAAGGCGCCACUAUUUUACUAAGAGAAAACACCACUAUUUUGGAUCCCUCGAAACCAACAUUGGAACAGUUAACAGAAGAAGGCUCCCGGGAUGAAAACGGCGACAUAAGCUACGUUGAGGUCGAGGAUAAAGAGCACAACGUCAAGUUAGCCAAGACAUGUGUCACAAAUUCCAGACAAAUUGUCACUGAGUAUGUAGACGGGUAUACUUUCAAUUUCAGUGCGGGCGAAUUUUUCCAAAAUAAUAAUGCCAUUUUACCUGUGGUGACCAAGUAUGUCCGCGACAAUUUGCAAAUUCCAAACAAGGAUGGCAAAAACGAACCAAGAUUCCUAGUGGAUGCUUAUUGUGGGUCAGGUCUUUUCAGUAUAUGUAGCUCCAAAGGUGUGGAUAAAGUAAUUGGUGUAGAAAUAUCUGCUGAUAGUGUUUCUUUCGCAGAAAAAAAUGCAAAGGCAAAUGAUGUGGAAAAUUGUAGGUUCAUAGUUGGUAAGGCUGAAAAGCUUUUUGAAUCAAUCGAUACUCCCAAUGACAGAACCUCGGUCAUCCUAGACCCACCACGCAAAGGCUGCGACGAGUUGUUUUUGAAGCAGCUAGCCGCAUAUAAUCCAGCCAAGAUAGUCUACAUUUCAUGUAACGUUCAUUCUCAAGCACGCGAUGUCGAAUAUUUCCUGAAAGAAACAGAAAACGGAUCAUCUUAUAAGAUAGAAAGCAUUAGAGGGUUUGACUUCUUUCCACAAACACAUCAUGUCGAAAGUGUGUGUGUGAUGACGAGAGUUUAA
Saccharomyces eubayanus is the source of this 1815-nucleotide messenger RNA. It is a transcript of the gene TRM2, whose product is annotated as tRNA (uracil(54)-C(5))-methyltransferase. The record is from RefSeq and is a predicted model, not a curated record. NCBI's taxonomy places the organism in Eukaryota, Fungi, Ascomycota, Saccharomycetes, Saccharomycetales, Saccharomycetaceae. Bases 1 to 1815 code for a protein of 604 amino acids. Gene Ontology annotation, molecular function: tRNA (uracil(54)-C5)-methyltransferase activity, S-adenosyl methionine-dependent. Gene Ontology annotation, biological process: tRNA processing. The transcript has a single exon.